AGGCCAUCAAGCUUUGGUGUAUGUGUUGCCAGUUCUGAAGUCUUAAAGAAGCUCUGUACUGAGGAACCUCAAAGCAGCAGUCUUUGCCAGUUAGGGAAUGGACCGCUUGGGUUCCUUUAGCAAUGAUCCCUCUGAUAAGCCGCCUUGCCGGGGCUGUUCCUCCUACCUCAUGGAGCCGUACAUUAAGUGUGCUGAGUGUGGGCCACCUCCUUUUUUCCUUUGUUUACAGUGUUUCACUCGAGGCUUUGAGUACAAGAAACAUCAAAGUGAUCAUACUUACGAAAUAAUGACCUCAGAUUUUCCUGUUCUUGACCCCAGCUGGACUGCUCAGGAAGAAAUGGCCCUUUUAGAAGCCGUGAUGGACUGUGGCUUUGGAAAUUGGCAGGAUGUCGCCAAUCAAAUGUGCACCAAGACCAAGGAGGAAUGUGAGAAACAUUACAUGAAGCAUUUCAUCAAUAACCCCCUGUUUGCAUCUACCUUGAACCUGAAACAGGCAGAGGAGGCCAAAACUGCUGACACGGCCAUUCCAUUUCACUCCACAGAUGACCCUCCUCGACCCACCUUUGAUUCCUUGCUCUCUCGGGAUAUGGCGGGAUAUAUGCCAGCUCGCGCAGAUUUCAUUGAGGAGUUUGACAAUUAUGCUGAAUGGGACUUGAGAGACAUUGAUUUUGUUGAAGAUGAUUCGGACAUUUUACAUGCUCUGAAGAUGGCUGUUGUAGAUAUCUAUCAUUCCAGGUUAAAGGAAAGACAAAGGCGAAAAAAAAUUAUAAGAGACCAUGGACUGAUCAACCUUAGAAAGUUUCAGUUAAUGGAACGGCGGUAUCCCAAGGAGGUCCAAGACCUUUAUGAAACAAUGAGGCGGUUUGCAAGAAUUGUGGGGCCUGUGGAACAUGACAAGUUUAUUGAAAGCCAUGCAUUGGAAUUUGAACUCCGAAGGGAAAUCAAGAGACUCCAGGAAUACAGGACAGCCGGCAUUACCAAUUUUUGUAGUGCGAGGACCUAUGAUCACCUUAAGAAGACACGAGACGAGGAGCGCCUUAAACGCACCAUGCUUUCUGAAGUUCUUCAGUACAUCCAGGACAGUAGUGCUUGCCAGCAGUGGCUCCGCCGGCAAGCUGACAUUGACUCUGGCCUCAGUCCUUCCAUUCCAAUGGCUUCAAAUUCAGGUAGACGGAGUGCACCACCCUUGAACCUCACUGGCCUUCCUGGCACAGAGAAGCUGAAUGAAAAAGAAAAGGAGCUCUGUCAGAUGGUGAGGUUGGUCCCUGGAGCCUAUUUAGAAUACAAAUCUGCUCUACUGAACGAGUGUAACAAGCAAGGAGGCUUAAGGCUGGCGCAGGCAAGAGCGCUCAUCAAGAUAGAUGUGAACAAGACCCGGAAAAUCUACGAUUUCCUCAUCCGAGAAGGAUACAUCACUAAAGCCUGAGGCUCUAAGGGCUUGGGAUUGGAAGUCAGAAGUUUGGAAUGUGGUGGGCCAAAGGACAGUAGGGGCAUUCCGGAGAGUUUUGUUUUAGAGCUGAAAUCUCACUGUAGAAGGAGGGGCAGGGCAGAGGAAACCUGAAGUUGUGAUAACGUCUCCUUUCUUCUCCACCCUGUUCUAAACACUCCUGGUGUUGCUGUUGUGCUGUGAUGCUGUGUGCUAUUAUUAAACGUGAGUGGGCAUUCGUCCUGA
Molecule: messenger RNA, 1672 nt
Organism: Tupaia belangeri chinensis (Chinese tree shrew)
Lineage: Eukaryota; Metazoa; Chordata; Mammalia; Scandentia; Tupaiidae
Gene: TADA2A
Product: transcriptional adaptor 2A
Biological process (GO): chromatin remodeling; regulation of transcription by RNA polymerase II
Cellular component (GO): SAGA-type complex; nucleus
Molecular function (GO): transcription coactivator activity; chromatin binding; protein binding
Source: RefSeq, a predicted model, not a curated record